Molecule: messenger RNA, 654 nt
Organism: Funneliformis geosporum
Lineage: Eukaryota; Fungi; Glomeromycota; Glomeromycetes; Glomerales; Glomeraceae
Source: the annotation of a GenBank genome assembly
AUGUUUUUAUUACUUAAUGAAACAACUUCAAAUGCGUGGUAUCGUGGAUUAAAAUUAUUACCGUGUCAAGGAGUUGGUUAUUUUUUUGCAAGAAAUCGAUCAUUCAUAACCACAAGAAAUUUGUGCAUAGGAACUGUCUGUAAUAGAUUUUCUGAAUCAAUGCAUGAUAAAUCAGUCUUGCCAAAUUUACAAAACUUGAUCCUUUCACGGUUCAAUAAUCCAAAAUAUAAUUUUCAACCGUUACGUUGGAACACAGGUUUUAAUGGUCAAAAAUCGACUGUUUCGUAUUCUAUCAGUGAACUUUCACAAGAUACGUAUCAUCGCUUUUCAGACAUUACUAUGGAACAUUUGACGGAGUAUUUGGAAAAUCUUAGUGAACAAGUGAACAUAGACGGUUUCGAUGUUGAAUAUUCGAGUGGAGUUCUUACACUUAAGUGUGGUCCUUCUGACACUUACGUACUCAAUAAACAACCACCUAACAAACAAAUUUGGUUGUCAUCGCCUAUCAGUGGACCCAAGCGUUAUGAUUAUGAUUCAACCCAUAAAAAGUGGUUUUAUCAGAGGGAUAACUCAACGUUGGAUGGACUUCUUAAUGAGGAAUUGUCUGCAAUAUUCGGAAUUAAAGUUGAUGUCACUUUACCAGCAUCCAAUUAA